This is a messenger RNA of Cyanistes caeruleus (blue tit), 1915 nucleotides long. NCBI's taxonomy places the organism in Eukaryota, Metazoa, Chordata, Aves, Passeriformes, Paridae. The record is from RefSeq and is a predicted model, not a curated record.
GAGUUGGUUGCUGUUAAUAUUUGAUUGAUUGAUUGUUGGAGUUUUUAGUGCCUUUACCCCUGGUUGCUUUCUCCCUGCUUCACCUGUGGUUACUUUUCCCUUACAUUGUAUCCCCUUCCCCUUGGGUAGUGGCACCACUGGUCUCCAAAAUGGCUCCUGAGGCUGCACGCAAAUGCGGUUGGACUGAGUGCUGCCGGGAAACAAAGACCCCUAACAACAACAAGCCAAAAGGAAAAUAAAGGACCAAGAGAACAUAUCCUGAUGUAGUAAGAAGGAGGACUGUCUUCCUACACCACCUGAACACGGUUAGAAGUGGUCACCAUGUCCGGAAAGAACUUGAGAGGACUGACCCCUUGGAUUACGAGCUGGCUGAUAAGUCUCCCUGAAAGAGAAGUCCUGCCUGUGUAAGUGCCAGAGGACAAUAACAUCAGGAAGAAGAGAAAGAAGAAUGAAGUAAAAUGAAGUAGCUCAUAUGCCAGUAGGAGGAAUCUUUUGGAAAAGUCACAUCACCAAUCUUAAGGAUUUCUAGCUGUGUUCCCAGAGGAGAAGAGUCUGUUGGGCAUUGACUGCUGCGGUUUUAGGAGUCAGUUAUUUUUUUCUCAUUGUUUAGAAGUGGGCAAAUACACUCCUACAGCCAGAGGAAAAAGGAUCAGACUGAAUGAGGUGUCUUAACACUGGAAAUGGUGAAAAUGGUAGCUGAGCAUUUGAAGACAUAGUGAAGUAGUGAAUAUGCAAACUUUGAAGGCAAUGCUAUGAAAGAAGAAUCAGUCAAAAAUAGAGACAAAAAUAAACGCAUAAGAUCGCCUUAUUUUCUUUAGAAACUUUUAUAACCUGUUCAGAAGAUCUUUUAAAAAUCUGUGUAGUUUCUAAAUUCUAGUCAUCCUUUUGUCUGUUCAGGCAGGCAGUUGCAUUUUGAUUGCAGAUUUGCCUGUUUGCAGCUUCAUCAGCUGCUGAACACUAAAACAAAGACGGUUCUACAGGGUACCAGAGAAGGAUGAUCCUUGGGAACCUCAGUGGACUGAGUGAAUUCAGACUCCUGGGUUUUUCUGAAAUCUCUCACUUGCACCCUUUGCUCUUUGUAGUUUUAUUAUCUCUGUAUGUUCUCACCUUGAUGGCUAAUGCAGUGAUAGUUUUUAUAAUAAACAGUGAUAAUACCCUUCAUACCCCGAUGUAUUUCUUCCUCACUCAGCUGUCCUGUUUGGAUAUCUGCUAUCUGUCAGUCAUCACCCCAACUAUUCUUGAGAACCUGAUGGUGGGAACAGUAAGUAUUUCCAAGACAAGGUGUGCAAUGCAAAUGUUUUUCUUCCUUUUCUUUGGAGUUGCUGAAUGUUUUCUCUUGGCUGCCAUGUCCCUUGAUCGUUAUUUUGCAAUUUGCUACCCCUUGCAUUACACAGUUAUCAUGAGCAGCAGGGUCUGCAGAAGUCUGGUUGCUGGAACUUACAUUUGUGGAGCUGCUGUGGGCUUAGUUCACACCCUCAUAACAUUCAGCUCACCCUUGUGUGGUUCUGCCAUUGACCACUUCUUCUGUGAGAUUCAGCCACUCCUGGACUUGCUUUGUGGCAACACCUUCCCAAGAGAAAUCCAAGUCAUUGUGGUGGCUAUCUUUGCUAUUCUGAGUCCUUUCUUACUGAUCAUUUAUUCCUAUAUUCGUAUAAUUUACACAAUUCUUCACAUGGCCUCAGCUGAGAGCCAGCAGAAAGCAUUUUCCACUUGCUCCUCACACCUCUUGGUUGUGACUCUUUUUUAUGGCACUGCAGGCUCCACGUAUCUGCGACCAAAAUACAGCUAUUGUGCAUCUGUGGAUAAAUUCCUUUCACUUUCUUAUUCUGUAGUGACUCCUUUACUGAAUCCCAUCAUUUAUAGUUUGAGGAGUAAAGAGGUGAAAGGAGCCCUGAAGAAAAAAUGGAGAAAAAUG